CAAAAAUGGCAGAGGAAAGAGAAGUUGUGCGAGUCACGUACAGAGAUUUGGAAGAAAUCGCACACAGAAACAAACUAGCUGCAUCGACAAAAGCGAAAGAAGUUGACAGUUCGUCCAAGGAUAGUCAGAAGAAGAAGACAAAGCGCCCUGAGAGGAGCAUUUACAGGCCGGGAGUAUCGCGACUGAGGAAAGUCUCCAGCUCACAAGAUGAGAGUGAUUGUAAAGGUGGAGAAGACCCCAGUGACAUGCCCUCCCCCACCUCCAUUAAGACAUGCUCAGAGGAGGAGGUAGUAGGCGUAUGUACCAGAGGUGUCCAGGAUCUCCAGCUACGGGCAGAAGAGGAUACCCCAAGCCUAGGUCUGGACCAAAAGAAAUCAGGUGCAGAUGCCAGAGGUAAAAGGAGACGGCCCGAUAUCCAGAUUUAUGUUCCUAAAGGCAAGCUACAGGAGAAAGAUUCUGAGGAUGUGCCAUCAGAGAUUGCACAUGAUGAUGCCGACAGUGAAUUCUCUCCCGAUCCACCUGAACAGAGCGAAGAGGAAGUCUUGUCUCCUGCUGGCUCGCACAGGCGGAAAGUCAACAUCAUCAAAGCCAAAGAGCGGAAGAUGUGCAUCACAGUGGUGAAUGAGGAUCUUAGUUCCCCUAAGUCUGCGGAACCGGGCACAGGGUUCCUGAAGACUAUGAUCUUUGAGAGAGGAGGAUCGGGGCUUCCUAGUGGGGACAGCAGCAAUGUUUGUCUGGGGGAUUACAACCAGGGAGUGUCUGAUUCCUUCUCUAAAGAGACCAGCUAUACAUCCGGGAGAGAGGAGAAGUGGACGGAUAAGUCUGGCAGAGGGAGUAAAACAGUUGAGAGGCCCGCAUUGGACGGAAGCUCUAUGGAGAAUUCUACAGAACUGAGUGAUUCCCAGAGUAAGCAAUGCCAGGACUCUCCGGCAGGAAAAUCCAAGAGAUACUCGCUGGCAAAACGAAAGCAGAGGAACGGAAAUGGCAGCAAUGGGAAUGGGACUGGGGAAAAUGAUGUGGCGGACAAAUACGCAGCAGGCAAGAACAAUGAAACAGAUGCUGAAUCUGACCUCCAGUUGGAUGAGAUCGAUGCUCUGGCUCCCAGGGUGCUGGACUGGAGUGAGGAAGUGGAGCGAGAACUAGGCAAUGAAGAUGAGGAUGUUCUCAAGGAAUCUAACAUUAAGUCCUCUUCAGAAAAAGUACGUGGAAAAUCCAGAAACGCUCAGCGAGGCUCAGGGAAAAAGGGAGACUCCAGCAGAGCUGCAAACAGGCGAGAGCUAUCAGGAAAACAAACCGCCAAAGAAAUCCCAGAAAGGCAGCACAAUCCCAGUGUACAUGCAGAAAAGCCAUCAAGAGGCUCGACAAAUCGACGAUCUAGCUUUGAUAGCCUCACCAGAAAUCCAAGGGAUGGUAGUCGGCAUCUUCGUGGUGACAGCGAUGCUGAAAGUGACAUUACUGAUCAUCAGGGAAAACGGAAGAACAGACGACGACGUGAAAGGAAAAGGACAAGGUCAGGCCCAGGCCAUAGCAGCAAGGAGACAGGGGGAUUGAAAGUGACGGUUGAUCGCAACGAGAGACAGGUGGAAGUCGAGGGCCGCAAUUAUCACAAGCGUUUUGACCAGGACAUUCACAGCAGCAGAGAGCAUAUCUCAUCCGACUCAGAAUUCGUCCAUUCUCCGAAAGGAGGUGGAAUCUUGCAUAUAUCCAUGGCAACAGAUGUUCAUGGCAACAGAGGCGGGCACAGUCACAGGCAUGAGAGAAGCAAUGAUGAACGUCAGAGAUCUCACGAACACCUAUCGUCCAGGGGAGAUAAGAGAGCCCCAAGAACUGCCAGGGAAGGCUCAAGGGGUGGGAGUGGGCAGAGGACUUUGUUUGACCCAAGUAAUCCACUAAAACCCAUAAUCAUUCAGUCAGCUGGGCCAAAGCUGCAUAUGAAAGACAGUGGGCAGAGUUCUCCACACAUGCCCGUCCCCUAUGAGUCUUACGGCCAACCCUACCCCAUGGGGCCUCCGUGCCCAAGUUAUGGCAGAGGCUACCCAGAAGCCCAGUAUCCCCAUUAUCCCAUGGGUAACCCUGACCAGUAUUACUACUCGUACCCGGGUAUGUUUGAGGAGAGCAGCCACUGCAGGGAUGAUACAUAUGCUAAGGACCCUUACUAUCACAGUGGGUAUGACCCGGACUAUGUGAUUGGAGGCAUGUCCCGAUCUCAGUGUACAGCUAUGGCAGAUCUCAUCCUGAGGGACGCUGGACCGUUGGAUUGUCAGCUCUCCAAUAUCUUGUCAAGACGAAUCCAUAGUGAUGGCGAACACCUCUUAGACAAACUCAGACAUGAUCUGAAGACAAAGUAUGAGCAGGUGAUCCUGCUGGAUCCUGACCUCUCAAAUAAACACAAUGUGGAACAGCUGCUGUGGAAGAAUGUCUACUACCAAGUGAUAGAGAUCUACAGGCGAAGGCUGGGCGAUGAAGAGGAUGAGGACACCAGGACAGACCUGCUCACCGUCCUGGAUGAGGCCACAGUAUUUUAUGAGAGCCUCCUGCAGAAGUUACAGCACACCUACAGCUUCCGUCUGGACCUGUUCCUGGACAUGGCCUGUCCUGCCCCAGAGAACCUGAGCCGAGCAGUCAAACUGGCCUUACUGAGUGCCCAGCGCACCAUGAUCUGCUUGGGUGACAUUGCCCGCUACAGGGAACAGGCGCUGGGCAAGAUGAACUAUGGCAAGGCCAGGAGCUGGUAUAUGAAAGCCCAGCAGAUUGCCCCUAAAAACGGACGCCCAUACAAUCAGCUGGCUAUCUUGGCUCUCUAUACGAAGAGAAAGCUGGAUGCGGUGUAUUAUUACAUGAGGAGCCUGGCCGCCAGCAAUCCAUUCCUCACCGCCAGAGAGAGUCUCAUGUCACUAUUUGAUGAGGCCAGGAAGAAGGCAGAGGCAACAGAACAGAAGCGCCACGAGGAGAAGGAGAAGUUGAGGAAGUGGCGGAGACGGCGGGAGAAGGAGGGUCCUCGAAUAGAGAUCUGGAUCUCUGCUGACGGACACAGCGAGGCGGGGCAGGUGGAAGAGAACUACGAGGAGGACCUGAACCAGAUGACCCCUGUGGAGCUUAACAAAAGGUUGUCCCUGAGUUUCUUGAAUGCCCAUGGAAAAUUGUUCACCAAAAUUGGGAUGGAGAGAUUUGAUGAGGUGUGUGGGUUACUGAUGCGGGAGUUCCAGGCUGUCCUCGCCCGAAGGCCAACUGUUAUUUCUAACAACAGACUGGUACAGCUCAUGGCCAUGAAUAUGUUUGCUGUGGACAAUACAGCUCUGAAAGGUGAGAGAAUUGACGCAAACUGCCGUUCACUAUUACAAGAGCAUGCUGUACAGCAGGGCCUGGAGAUGUUUGCCCUGCUGGCAUCACAAUUCGCCACCUUGCUGAGCACCCACAUAGAAACCAAGGACUACCCCAGCCGGCUGUUCAACGAUGACCUCCAUCAACUGGUGUCCAGUAUCAAGGUGUGGAGUGACUGGAUGCUGUGUCACCCCACCCUCUGGAACCCUGAACCAUCUGUCAACGAUCCAGAGACAAGUAUCAAGAUUGACGUCUGGAAGGAAGUGGCUGAGAUGUUCAAUGUGCUGAAAGAGGUGGACAUCUCUCAUGUGAAGUUGUACAAAGACAAGAAAGAAGGCUGUGACCCUGUGAUACUGGAGGAAGACAACGCCCUGGCUGGUUUUGUACCCCUCCUGAGUGCACCCUCAGAGCCUGUGUUUGUCCACGCCACUGUGGAGAAGCAUAUUGCCAAGGACUGUUUGAGAAUCCAGAAACUUCAGACGUUUGCGGAUUACCUGUGUGGUAUUGAGCCUCCGAUGCUGGCAUACAAUGUGGAGACGAGACAGUAUUACUCAGUGGCGCCCUCUGUAGAGUACAGUGAGCAAGAGACCGAGUCAAAAGACAGAGAUGAGCCUGAUGAUGACGAUGUGAUCAUUGAAAGUGAGGAAGAGAUAGAGACUGGGGAGGAAGGGGAACACAGAGUGAGAGAGCUGAGGGCCAAGAAACAGGAGCUAGAGAGACGGGUGCAGGAGCAAGUUAAACAGAAGGAGAAUGUAGAGGCUAUCUUGGAGAAGCACCGGCAUCGUGCCAUAGAGCUGCAGGUCUGCCCAGUGUUCCUUGUUCCAGACACCAACUGCUUCAUAAACUACCUGACUGCACUCAAGAAACUUGUGAAUAGUAAAAAGUUCACCCUUGUUGUGCCUUUGGUCGUUAUCAAUGAGCUAGAUGGGUUGACAAAAGGGGGCCUCCGAGGUCACCCCAACGAUGUGGCUCAUCAGCAACACAUGACAUUUGUGAGUAACCAUGCCAAACAGGCUGUUCAGCUGCUAGAGAAUGAGUUCGAGAAACGAAACCCCCACCUCAAGGCCCUCACUUCAAAAGGCUCUACUUUGGAGACCAUAUCAUUCCGCAGUGAAGAAACUGAUGGCAGUGGUGUCAAUGAUGACCUGAUCUUGUCCUGUUGUCUUCAUUACUGUAAAGAUGUAGCCAGAGACUUCAUGCCCAAAUCUAGAGACACUCCAAUCAGGUUACAGAGGGAUGUGGUUUUGUUGACUGAUGACCGCAAUCUGCGUCUUAAGGCACACACCAGAAAUGUACCAGUCAAGGACAUCCCUUCCUUUCUCAAGUGGGCUAACAUCACCUGAAGUAAGCCUCUCAGCUGGCUGGAUGAGUCAUGAUGAAAAUUGGGAGGAGCUAGAAUCACCUGACCAAACUGAGGAGGAGGAGGAGGAGGAGCAUGUGGUGGAGUAGUGGGCAGGUCUGCAAUGACCUGUCAUCCGUCAAUCAUCAUUGAUGUCUUGCUCAUGGGGUGUGUGCCCUGAUCAGAUUUACUGCUCACGUUUGCAAGGAAUUCCAUAUUGAUGGCGGAGGAGGUUCUGUCAAGGAGAGCAGAUGAGUUAAUUUACAUGUUUCAGAUUUGAAUGGAAAAGUGUUUGGUUGAGUCUGAAUCAUGUUACAACCACACAGUCGUUGUUUAACGUUACUAACCCUGCAGAUUGGAAGUUCAGGUGGAAGUGGUACAAUAACAACAGUGGGUUAGCGCUGGCUGACUUGCAGAAUUGUGCUCCUGUAAGAAUGGAAGACUAAUACCAUUCGGGCACUGUCCUUGUAGUGGAGUACAUCCGACUUAGACACUGUCUUGAAUAGUGAAAUACAUUUGACUUAGGCACUGUCCUGAACAGUGGAGUACAUUUGACGUAGACACUGUCCUGCACAGUGGAGUACAUUUAACUCCAGCACACAGACAGGUAAUAGACAAACAUUAGUCUUUCAAACUGACAAAAGCGCCUGCAACUCCUGGGAGGGGCUCAGUACUUUAUAGUCACAUGGCUGACCCCACGAAUACCCCCUGGAGAAGCAGCAUGGGUACCUGAUGGCUCAGAACCACAUCUGUUUGCCAUCAGCGUUUGGGACUGGCUUCUAUCCAGACAUCAGCCAACUGAAACCAACAUGUGUCCAAGAAUUGAACUGGUCAUUGCUGUUAAAAACCAAGUCAUGACAAUGAUUUCAACUGGUCAUUCCUCAAUAUUGUUGAAGGCAGGAUGGCAGUCAAUGGCAGUGACUGUUACCAUUUCACAUAAGCUGGUGAAUUCUACCAUCAGUUGGGACUACAGGUAAAAAAAAAGUGUGUAAAUUUGCGAGUUUAUCUCGGCCUGAUGCAAACGACUAUGGCACGUGAGAGCACAAGUGUAGUCAAAUCAUGACUUGAAGGCUUAAAAAAUGUAUCAGUGAAUGUCAUGCAAUGCCUCUGAAAUUGGAAUUUUGUGGCUGUUGUUUACAGCAACCACAGAGCUCAUAAGAAAAGUCUUGGAGUAGUGCAUUGUCAUAUACUUUAGAUGAUGACGUUGAGAAGUUUACAGUGACCAUGGAACUUCACAGAGUAGUGCUGAAAUAGAACUUUGAAAGGAACUACAGAAAUGUUUGCGUUCAGGAACUACAGAAAUGUUUGCAUUCAGGAACUACAGGUGUUCAUAACUGUGAUACUUGCAGCCGCUAUUCAGAAUAAUUCGGACUGAUUGUGAACUGUGUAGAUGUGCAGAAUGCUUGUUUUUGUUUGGUCUGGAUUUUUGGUGCAGUGUGUCGUGAUAGUUUUGUAGACAUUUUAGAAUUUGCAGACAACAUUUCACAUGUGGUAAACUCCGGGAGAGUUAACUUCACUACAACACACAUUUAGAUCUUUGUUUAAAUUUUAAAAAUUUGUGUAGAAGUUUCACAAAUAUUACAUAUUCAAAUGACCAGCCCUUUUUGGGUAUAUGAAUAUAUUAAACUGCCUGUAGAUUUCACAUCAGUGGACUGAGAAACUGAGAACACCACAAGCGACUAGAAUAGGGGAGUUUCGAGUUCAAACUUUUAUCGGUGAAGGUAAAAAAGUCCUAUUGUAACAUGCGACCUGUCAGAAAAUGUUGGCCAACUAUUUUUGCUCACAUUUUCCAUACAGGUAACACGGACGCCUGAAAAACAUUUUACAAAAGGUUAUUUCGAGUACAUAUAUGCUGGAGAAAGUCACAUGAUACAGUAGAACUGUUUUUACCUUUAGCGACAAUAGAGUUUGAACUGGAAACUUUGCUAUUGGCCUUGAGUGGUAUACCUGUAAAGUUAUCAGUUGAAGUGAUAAAUGUAUUAUUGGUCCCCAUUUCCUGCGGAUCCAAGCAGGUGAACAUGUACUAGUAUCAGAUAGAACUUCAAUGGUUAUCUUAAAAUUUUUUAUUUAUACAGUUUGUAAAAAUGGUGACCAAUAAGGCUUGAGUAAUGACUUAAAGUACAUGUACAAUGAUUUAUAAUGUUUAGGUGAGAAAUCCAGUGCUACACUGUGUUAGCUGUAACUGUAACAAAAACAGGAAGUUCCUCAGUGGCAACUAAGUUACAAGGGCUCUUGUAUUACCAUCACUCCCAAGUGUUGAGAAUGAUUUAAUGAGAAAUGAAGCAUUGAGGCAUGCACAUGAAAAAUUUAUGACAUGAUUGGCUUAGACAAGUUUAACAAAGCUUUUGACACAUAGUGUUUGGUGAGGAGCCCUUGAUGUACCAAAUCGUGCAGAUUCUAAGUUCAUGGCAGAUGGAAUAAUGGAAAAUCAUUUGUUCAUCACCAAAACCUGUGAAUCAUGCACCUAAGGCUUUAGGGCAAGCGUUGUGCAUCCUAUUGAACUGAUUUAUAUGCAUGCUGAAAAUGUACAUAUAUAGUGUAGACAGUUUUUAUCCCUAUUUUGAACUUACACCUUUUUUUUUCUUGUGUGGUUGUACAUGAAGGUCAUAUGACAGCUGGGAUAUACAUGUUUCUGUUUAUGAAAGGGUUUACUUCACAUGUUUGUGCUGUAUGAUACCAGUUUGUACAUGGAUAUAUUUCUUUGCUGGCUGUUUGGUGAAGAAUAUUACAUCACAGUGUAGACUUUUUUAUUCUCUUUUUGUCUCUUUUAUUUAUUUAAUGGUUUUUUUCAGUUGAGUUUAGAAUGAUUGGAAACUUCCAAAAGGUGCUGUAAGAGACUGGUUAUAGAGCCAGAUUGUUUCAUUUUGAAAUUUCAAGAUGUAAGAUGUAAUUGUUAGUGUGGAUUGAUUUCAAGAAACUUGUUAUUUCAUGUCAUUUUAACAUUUAGCGCUUCAGCUAGGUGUUUGCUUCGACUAGGAAGUGUUGGAUUAGUGCUGAGGUUAAGUCAUCAGCUCGCUUUCCAUUGGAAGGAUCUGUGCACAAAUUUAUCAAAACAUUUGUCGAUUUUCAUAGAUGCUGGUAUAUGAUUUUCUAACCUAAAGAAAUAAACUUUUCUGUUUCAUUGUGAACUGUUAUUUCUUGAUUUGUUUCUGCAAUGUUUGAUUUUGUAAGAUAUUUUGUAGGUUUUUGUGUGUUGGAGAGAUUUCUAAAUGUGUAAUGUUACCAAUUUCCUUUAUGAUCAUAUUCCAUUGCCUCAGCACGAGUUGAAAUGUUAAAGUUUGUACAUGUGCAUUCUUAAUUUAUUGAAUAAUGAGGUUGAGAUGUAUUCAUCACGCUUAUAUCUGUAAAUUAAAUGUGGAAAUUAGUACAGUAAUCGCAUUGGCAAUUUAUGCUGUAAUUAAUUAGCUUUCAUUUCUAUAUAUAUGAUUAAUUAACUUAAAUUUUUCUACUGAGGUUUGUCAUAUUGUGACUGUUCUUGUAUGUUAGUGACUGGUACUUCUUAUGUCUGAGUCAGCACUCAAAUGCCCUGAGGCAUGUGAAGGCUAAUUCUAAUGACCACAGUCUGUUUGCAGUUGUGCUUGCUAAUCCUGGCCAAUGUUAGUGAUUUUUCUUAGAUGUUAUACCUGUAAAAUUUCCCCCAAACUGGACAUUUUCAGGAAACAUUUGUUAAAAAAAUCAGAUUUUUUAAAAAGUUUUUUUUUUAAAGUUAACUUGUAGAUAAGUUUAUGUUAAAUGGGGCUCUAUGAUCUUUUCACAGAGCUGUGACUAACACAAAUUCCCACUUGUUUUCUAACAUAACCUUAGAUAUUUGAGAUGCUGUUUAGUAUAGUAUCUGCCAUUAACACACCACAGAUAACGUUAUGGAAUAUGGUCAGUCGAACUAUACGGUGCCCAGUUUCUGUAGCAGCUUUUCUGAACAGGACAUGAGUUCAAAAUUUUUGUAUUUCAUGACAUACAUGUAGUAUAUCAACUCUGCCUUCGUUUCAACAUUUCAACUUUGCGGUCUUGCGAGUGUCGUAGAUGUUUUAGAUGUUGACACUUCUUUUUAUUUAUCAAUGCUUUGUGUAAAAGAAAACGACAACCUCUCCUACAUCGUUUGCAUGAAAUAUAAUGCUUAUUCAACAAAGUCUUCAGACCACAUUUACUCUGAUCUUUAAAGUCAAAUCCCCCCGAUCAGGAAGCUGUCUUAGUCGUAUUAAGUCAGACUUAGUCUGUCUUAGCUUCACAACCGCUCUAAAAUUGUUACUUAGAAAUUUUUAUUUUAAUACCUAGAGUUGCCAUGACCACGACUUUCUUGACAAAAUUGAAAAUAAGUACACAAGUAAGUUUGGGAAUAAUGUUACAUGCUAAGACUAUUAAAGUCAGGCUUAAGUUUAAGAUAACUUGGUGAUCCUUGGGCCCAGGCUUUAACGUUGUUCUGUACAACCAGUGCGUUUUGGAAAUUAUAUAUUUAGCGGAUUGGAUUUUGACUACCUGCUGUUAGAGGAAAAAACUACCUGAAAUUAAGGUCAUCUUCACAAGUGUAUAUUAAAACUGUACCUGUAAAAAUGUCCCUCCCUUUUUUUUUUUUUAAAGUUUUAAACGGAGUGAAAUGUUUGAAUCUUCUGGCGUAGGUAAAGGCUAAGCCCAUUGACGUCUGACUUCAUGAUCAUCUUUGACGUUUAUUCACGAGAUGCGUAUUCCGGCAUACAGAAUAGCUAUUUUCACAUUGAAUUGGUCGCUUGUGGUUGCGAAAGAUCUGACGUCAUUGUAUUUGUCGUUAUGCUAAAACCUACUAAAGAAGACUUAUAUUUUAAAGCAUUUUGAGGGGUUAAAUUGUUAUAAAGCAAGUGAACAUACCUGCACGCAUAGUUUUGGUUGGUUCAUUUAAUUAUGGCAUCUCGUACAACCCCCUGUAAUGCUGAUGCGCACAAGGUCUAGAUUUUUACUUUCACUGAUCAAAGAUUGUGUUACUGUCUGUGAUGUUUGUCAACACAUCACCUAUCAUCUGAAUAAGUUUAAUAAUCGAAAAAGUGCUAAAUUACAGAUCUGCCGUAAAAAAUACUACCUAAAAUCGGAGGAGUUUUGCCAAUACACAUGUACUAAUGACUUUUUCAGUUGAAAUUGUACUUCAGGUAGACAGUUUGUUGUUUUAUUGGUGACGUUUUGUUCAGAGAAAACUCAUGUACUACAUACAUGUAUAAUAAUAAUAAAAGUUGUUUGUUG
Messenger RNA from Liolophura sinensis, 9865 nucleotides. RefSeq names its product telomerase-binding protein EST1A-like. Gene Ontology annotation, cellular component: telomerase holoenzyme complex. Bases 6 to 4664 code for a protein of 1552 amino acids. Gene Ontology annotation, biological process: nuclear-transcribed mRNA catabolic process, nonsense-mediated decay. The record is from RefSeq and is a predicted model, not a curated record. The transcript is spliced from 20 exons. Lineage: Eukaryota; Metazoa; Mollusca; Polyplacophora; Chitonida; Chitonidae. Gene Ontology annotation, molecular function: protein binding; telomeric repeat DNA binding; telomerase RNA binding.